GCAAAAGUGAAAGUAAACUGUGUCCAUAAACUGUGCAAAGCGCGGACGAGGCGGACAGCAGCGACGAAUGUAGGAGUCCAGGUCGACACUGUGGCAGCAUGAAUUCAAGGUUCCUCCUGUUUUUCAUUCUUUCCCUGGUCCUUAUCAACCAAUCAGCGGGAGGGUGUGGUGACCUCUAUCAGCCUGAACGUUUACUAAAAACACUUGUACCUAAAGGUAACAUGGUCGUGCUCGAAAGAACCAACUCUUCUCAGAACGACACCGCCGCUGUUAUCAACACGCUAAAGAAGUUCUGCACACCGAAUUCUACAAUAGAAGAUAUACUUCUAGGCUGUUUUGAAACGUCUUGUCUCGUGAAUUCUAGCCAAGCUAAAAUGUCGCUACCACCUGUGAUCGAAGUGGUCUCUUCCUCUUAUUUCAACUGUAUGGUCGUCAAAGCAGUCAGAAAUGUAGUUGCUGAAGAUCAAGAAGGUACACCACUUCCUCCCCUCAGUCCAGCAGAGCCAAAUCAGCCACAGACUAUUUAUGAGUAUGCAGCCAUAGCUUCAACUACAAAUUCACCUUCAUCAACUCAGUCUACGACACAGCCAGCAGAAACAAAGCAGAAUAAACCAACAACAUUUGCAACAAAGCCUGAGACAACAUCCACAGCUUCUGCUGCAGAAAGUAACACAGAAAAAAAGCAACACGUCGAAGUGGGUACGCUCUCAAUCAUGCUGUUGAUGUUACUGAUGUGCGGCUGCAUCUUCAGCCUCGUUUACUUCUACUGGCAAUGGUGCAAGAAACAAGGUUCCCUUCCUUUCAGUUCAGCAUCGCCUAGGAAUGCAGAAGAGACCCUGGAAGAGAACACACACAUGAACACCCACGCCAAUGGCCACACUGCGUGUGACGUCUUUGUAAAUGACAACAGUGAGGAAAGCCAUGUUUGACCAGCAGACUGCACUCCAUUCCCACACUGUCCCUCCAUCACCAAACCACUGCCAUCCAUCUCUCUCCUACUCCAGACGGCAGGGUCGAUGCACUCCGGGGACACGGUUCUCACAACACGUUUCGGCGUGUAAACGACAAUUUGUCACAAGUUCCCCAGACUCAUUUCAGACUUGUGUGCUUCUGAAUCCUGGGCGACUCAGCCUUUGGAUUGAUAAAUCCCUCCGCUAACCAAAUUUCAGUGUUACGCAUGAUCCAUCAACGCUCUUCACGGGGUUGUAACACGAUGGAUGGCAUUGGGUGUUCAGACAGACAUCAGGAGCCCCACACGUUUUGGGACAUGACGCCUCAGUGCAGCUUCAAUGGGCCGCGGCGUCGCGAGGCGGGGACUGUGAAAGCCUUGUGGCCUGAGGACGGACUCUUACGAGCACGCCGCAUAGCAAAGAGGAGGAGAAAAGCUCGGGACUCAACAAGCCCGAGGAUGUCGGUGAUGUGAACUGGGGCUGCUACCUCUCCAUUAUGGCACUGAUGCUUUUAAUAAAGCGUAUGGGGAGAGCGGGGGACUGAUCAGUCUAAAGAAAGUUAAUGGAAAUUGUAAGGUGUAUAUUUAAACAAUUUUUUAAAAUUUCAGCUGCUGGGGGUCCGCGGUGGCGUAGCGGUCUAAGCAUCGGCUUUGUGUCGAUGCAGUUGCCCACCGGGGACCCGGGUUUGCGCCCCGGUCUCGUCAGAUCCGACUAUGGCCGGACUCGAUGAAGCAGCAAUAAUUGGCAGUGCCGUCUUGGGGAGGGGGGCGGAGUCGGCUUGUGUUCGUCACAUGAAUGCGUCUCUGUGUGUGUGGGGGAAAAGCAGUGGUUCGGCCUGGAGUCGCCUCGCCACUUCCGUGACAAGGCGACUCCUUCCAGACUGCCGGCUGGAGAGAUGCAGUUGGCGACUGCAAGCAGUACGAGGGUGGGUGUUUGAACUAAAAUAGGGAGCAAUUGGCCACUUAAUGGGGGGGGCGAAUUUCAGCUACAGUCAGUGAAAUAAGCUUUAACAUAACCUUCAAAAUGCUGUACAACUGAAAGUACAAAUAAAAUAUUUCUCUUAACGCUUUGACAUCACUGAAAUCAACAAAGACAAACACAACAGCAAAACUAACUAAACUAUUACACAAUGCUUGACUGCAUGAUGAUAUUACAGGACAAUAAUCCUUUUAUUGUUAUGAGCUUAGCCAGCUGGAGAGUUAAAAAAUGUCAUGAAACGA
Lampris incognitus (smalleye Pacific opah) is the source of this 2170-nucleotide messenger RNA. RefSeq lists its product as uncharacterized. The transcript is spliced from 13 exons. Bases 99 to 929 code for a protein of 276 amino acids. The record is from RefSeq and is a predicted model, not a curated record. Lineage: Eukaryota; Metazoa; Chordata; Actinopteri; Lampriformes; Lampridae.